GACAAUCCCUCGCAAUGCCUCACGCAGUGCUUCUUCGUGCAAACGGCCUGCGGGCCGGCCCGCGUCGUGUCCACCACAUUGUCCGCUCCUUCAGCACUGUGCUCGACACUCCCGUAUAUCCUGCCACCCACAAGAUACGUCCGCCAACAGGCCAGUCAUUGGUCUUCGACAGCGCACGCAAUGCAAAGGCGCCCAGGACGAAUUGGACAAAGGACGAAAUCGCUGAAAUAUACAACACUUCGCUCAUCGACCUUACCUUUGCAUCGGCCGCGGUCCACCGCCGAUUCCAUGAUCCCGCUGCCAUCCAGAUGUGCACUCUCUUCAACAUCAAAACCGGGGGCUGUAGCGAAGACUGUUCCUACUGUGCGCAGUCAUCCCGCUAUGAUACUGGACUCAAGGCUACAAAGCUGAGCUCGGUGGAUGCUGUCCUGGAAGCCGCGCGCAUCGCAAAAGAGAAUGGGAGCUCGAGGUUCUGCAUGGGCGCGGCGUGGAGAGACAUGCGCGGUCGGAAGACCAACCUCAAGAACAUCAAGGAAAUGAUCAAGGGCGUGCGUGGCAUGGGCAUGGAGGCUUGUGUGACCUUGGGCAUGGUCGAUGCCGAGCAAGCAAAGGAGCUAAAAGAGGCUGGAUUGACUGCAUACAACCACAACGUCGACACAAGCCGGGAGCACUACCCCAAUGUCAUCACAACUCGCUCUUAUGACGAACGACUCAACACUAUCAAGAAUGUCCAGGAAGCUGGCAUUCAUGUAUGCACUGGAGGCAUCCUUGGGCUCGGAGAAAAGGCACGCGAUCAUGUCGGCCUCAUCCACACGGUAGCCACCUUGCCAGCCCACCCCGAGUCAUUCCCAGUCAAUGCCCUAGUUCCUAUCAAGGGCACUCCACUGGGCGAAACAGAGGCCAUCUCGUUCGAUGCUAUUCUCAGGACUAUAGCCACUGCCCGACUUGUACUCCCGACCACCAUUAUCAGACUGGCUGCUGGCCGCCACACAAUGCGUGAGGAGAAGCAGAUUCUGUGCUUCCAGGCAGGUGCCAAUGCCGUCUUCACCGGCGAGAAGAUGCUGACGACAGCUUGCAAUGGCUGGGAAGAGGACAAGGCCAUGUUUAAGAGGUGGGGGUUGAGGCCAAUGAAGAUGGAAGAGACUAUCGGCGAACAGCGUAAGCUUCCCGGACAGGAAGAGGCUGAAGCUGUUGUCGCAGCGGCAGAGGCCGAGGCAACAGCAACAGCUCUUGCUUGAUAAUUGGCAUUGGCUCCAUAUGACUGUAGCUCAGGCUGCCCCUGAAAUGGCACCCACCGAGUAAUCUAGGAUAUGCCGUCUUGUAACAUAGUCUAGAAACAUACUCGCACUGCAUUCAGAGCUUGGCGCUCGCUGUUUU
Molecule: messenger RNA, 1377 nt
Organism: Exserohilum turcica Et28A
Lineage: Eukaryota; Fungi; Ascomycota; Dothideomycetes; Pleosporales; Pleosporaceae
Exons: 2
Coding region: 15-1238 (407 amino acids)
Biological process (GO): biotin biosynthetic process
Cellular component (GO): mitochondrion
Molecular function (GO): 2 iron, 2 sulfur cluster binding; biotin synthase activity
Source: RefSeq, a predicted model, not a curated record